AUGAACGAUAUCACUCAUCCCGUUGAAGCUAUUGAAGCAUCCCGUGACCUUAAAAAGGACUCACCAGAGGUCACCCCCUCAGACAGCAAUUUUGAACAAAAUUACCCCAAAGGCAAUGAUCUGCAAAGUGUUAUUCAAUCUAUUCGUGAUGUUGUUUCCUGUUGCGCCUGUUACACAUCCGACUCCUGUAUGAAAGAGUGCGCAAAUGGCCAUCUUAUUUGCUUCAAUUGCUUCCUAAAUAUUAGACAAGAAGAUCGACCUCAGUGCCCCACCUGUCGAGCAGCCUUAUUCCCUGAGACUAAACGAGCCCUCACGGCUCAAAAGGUUCUCUCUGAACUACCUGACACCUGCAUUGAUUGCAAUCAAAUUAUGCUUAAUAAGGAGCUUAUUGGGCAUCGAUUGAACACAUGCACAAAGCGUAGAUUAUCCUGUGGAUUAUCCCCACUUGGAUGUGAUUGGUGUGGCCCAGCAGAGGCCUACUCCGAGCACUACGAAGCGUGUGAAAUUCGAAAGCAUUUUGCGGAGAAGUCUGUGGAGAUGACUUUAAAUAGUGUUCUCUCCCGAAUACACCUUCGAGAUCAAAUGUUAAGGGAGAUAUUCACUAGCUUUACAUCACUAUUUCGACAUCUUGAAGGUUAUGAAUUAGACACCAAGUCCAUUCUUCUCACUGUUUAUAAAACUGGAAAAAACUCUGUCAUAUUUAAGAGUGAUCAAUUCUACGCAGGGCAAUCUCGUUGGGUCAUCAACUUAACGGUAACAUUUUUAAACGAAAAUGGAGAGAACGAUAGUUCUGAUGUAAAUGUCCAUAAUUCAGAAUCUGAAAUACAAAAUUUAGAUGAAAAUUUGAGUGAAGAUAUAAUUCAGAACACGACAACUCAUAAUUCCAUUGAAGACGCUGCCAUUAUUUCUCCAAUUCGUAGAAGUUUUUCAUUUCGCCAGAGAAGAUCAGUCAGAUUUCAAGGAAAUUAUAGGGCAAGACCAUAUCCAGAUAUCAGGCGUGAAAGAACCGAUUCCAAUAAUAGCAAUAGUUCAAAUAGUGACCUGACUGAUGAAAGCCAAUUGCAGGGAAAUAUGAGCCAUUUUGGCGAGCUUAGUUAUACUAUUGUAAAAGAAAAUAGCCCUGGGGCAGGUAGAAAGAGUUAUGCUUUUGCACCCUUACAAGUUGAAUCUUCGGACACAGGUGCUCAGAUCAACUUUCGUCCACUCGUUUCAACGCAUCGUUUCUUGACGCGAGGUGAGAAAUCGUCCGCUUUCCCAAUACUGCCAAUGAGGUGGCGAUAUUUAUCGAAUCUUCGAGAACUUCUGAAUAGUAGAUUACUAAACUUGGAUUUAGUAAUUGGUCGAAGGUUAGUAGAGGAACAAUUGGAGUAA
This is a messenger RNA of Rodentolepis nana, 1371 nucleotides long. The record is from the annotation of a GenBank genome assembly. NCBI's taxonomy places the organism in Eukaryota, Metazoa, Platyhelminthes, Cestoda, Cyclophyllidea, Hymenolepididae.